This is a messenger RNA of Clonostachys rhizophaga, 210 nucleotides long. NCBI's taxonomy places the organism in Eukaryota, Fungi, Ascomycota, Sordariomycetes, Hypocreales, Bionectriaceae. The record is from the annotation of a GenBank genome assembly.
AUGGCGCUGAACAAAGGGGGGGAGGAGGCUCUGGUAGGGCCGUUCCUUCCCGCCCUCCCCGGGGAAACUUGCCCCUUAAUCGAGACCCUGAUGAUCGAGACCCUGAUGAUCGAGACCCUGAUGAUCGAGACCCUGAUUAUCGAGACCCUGAUGAUCGAGACCAGUCUUGCAUUAGUAGGCCUUCGCUUCCGACAUCCAAAUGCGCCGUAG